GGGGCUAAAGUCACGUGAUCUAGGCAAAGCCAAACUGACCAAUUCCAAUAUGGUGGCCAGCCUAGCAGGUCUACGGUUCCUGUUGAUGGUAGUGUUGUUCUGCGGAAUCAGGUACGGCGCCUGCAGCCAGAAAGCUCCGCAGGUUUUGGGGCUGCGGCUGGAAGAACCAGUGGAUCCGCUGUGCAUGAAGGGUCGUAUCAUUUCAGCACCAAAAGGAGCCACGUUUAAGCUCCGUGUCUUCGGGUUUAAUCUGAAUGGAAGCUUGCCAUGGGUCGCGUUCGCAGGAGCAGCUGGCGGAGCGGCUGGGGCUGUCGGUGAUACACCGGACCCUUGCGAGGAGCAGUUCAACCGCCAGGACUCCAAGUUAAAGGUGACCAAUUUAGAACUCGACGAUGCGCACAGCGUGCUUCUAACUGUGGAGGUUAGCACCUCUGAGGGGGAAGCUGGCAACGAGCAGACCUACUACCACCUGUGUGUGCGGAGUGGAGAGACAUGGACAUCUGCGGGCCUGGACAGACUGCGAAUAAACACUGACACGGAUCUGCCAGCAGACUACAUCCCGCCGUGGGGUCUGGCCGUACUGAUAGUGCUUGUGCUUAUGAUCUGCGGAUUGCUGAGGACGGUGAACUUGAGCCUUUUGUGGCUGGACCCAGUCGAGCUUUAUGUCCUACACAGCUGUGGAUCCGAGGAGGAGAAACGAGCCGCCAAACGGCUGGAGCCGAUCAGGAGAAGGGGGAACUUCAUGGCAUGUUCUUUGUUGUUCCUGUGUGCUCUGGGGCAUUCUGUCCUCGGUGUGCUCCUGUACCGGGCACUGGGCUCCAUCGUCUCUGCUGUGUUCAACAGCGGCUUCCUUAUCUUCUUCCUAGCUGAGCUGGCUCCUCACAUCUUGUGCUCAGGUUACGGCUUCCAGCUGGCGCCUGGUCUGACCUGGCUGGCCCAGGUUUGCAUGGUGCUUACCUGCCCCCUGUCUUGCCCUCUGGGCCUGAUUCUGGAUCUGGGGCUGAGGAGAGACAUCAGUACCUGUGGGAUAAGGGAGAGGGCCAUGGAGAUGGUACGGGCAAACGUGAAUGAUCCUUACAGUGAGUUUGUAAAGGAGGAGUUCAGUCGUGGGACAUUGCGCAUUAAGACCGUGGAGGACAUCUUGACACCUCUGAAAGACUGCUUCAUGCUGCCUAGCUCGGCUGUCCUAGACUUCUCCACUAUGUCUGAGAUCAUGCAGAGUGGUUACACCCGUGUGCCCAUUUAUGAGGAAGAGAGGUCUAACAUUGUGGAAAUCCUUUAUGUGAAAGACUUGGCUCUGGUUGAUCCAGAAGACUGCACCCCAAUGACGACUAUCACCAAGUUCUACAAUCACCCUCUGCACUUUGUGUUCAAUGAUACCAAACUAGAUGCCAUGUUGGAGGAAUUCAAAAAAGGCAACUCUCACAUGGCCAUCGUCCAGAAGGUGAACAAUGAGGGAGAGGGAGAUCCUUUCUAUGAGGUGCUGGGUUUGGUCACUUUAGAAGAUGUCAUAGAGGAGAUCAUCAAGUCAGAGAUCCUGGAUGAAUCUGAUGGCUACUUAGACAGGAAAGUAAAGCGUCCCCUCACUCCACUGGAGAUUCCUCUGGAGCCUCGCAGCACCCAUGAGGAGUUUUCUCUUUUCAAGCCUCCUGAAGGAGAACCCAAGAUCCGAACUUCACCACAACUCCUGCUAGCCACACACCGCUUCCUGUCCAGAGAAGUGGAACACUUCAGCCCAGCACGUGUAUCUGAGAAGGUCCUGUUCCACCUGCUCCGUCACCCCAGUGUCAACCAGGAAGUGCACUUUGACCCUAACAACCGUCUGAGCCCAGCACACUAUCUUUACACCCGCAACCACCCAGUGGACUAUUUCAUCCUUCUGCUGCAGGGCCGCGUUGAAGUGGAGAUUGGCAAAGAGGGGCUGAAAUUUGAAAAUGGAGCAUUUACAUACUAUGGCGUGUCUGCUUUGACGCUGCCAUCUUCAGUGCACCAGUCUCCGGUGUCAACUCAGCGUCACUCUCCCAGGGAUCCUUUUGAGUCAGCAGAAGCCACAAGCCCGUCCAGCUAUUGCCCCGACUACACCGUCCGAGCUCUCACGGACCUCCAGCUCAUACGAGUGACACGUCUACAGUAUCUCAACGCUCUCAUGGCGUCACGCGCUGGCCAGAGUCCAGAUCCACCUGAGAUCAAGAUUUUGCCGAACAGUCAGACCAAGCUGCUCAAUGACAGAAACACCACGCAAGAGUUCCCUGUAAACUUUUCAUUCUUUGAUACCAUUGAGAACUACUGUUAACACUUUUGUUUUGUUGCAUGAGAUUCCACAGGUGGCACCAGAGCCCAGAAGAGCUCCCCAGAAGAUGAGGCUCACGGGUAGUGCAGUUUCUGUCAGCCUGUUGUUUGGGGGGGAAGCCCUCCUCCAACCAAGUAGAGAUUGGUUUUGUUUUUUUAUAUCAUUGUUUGUAAUUAUUGAUAAAUCAUCUAUGGCUGGAACCUAGUUAUUGGACAAGACUGGAGUGGAAGUGCUUUUUGUCUUUUAUGUACAUCUACUGUUCACACUGUUCAUUUCCACCCACAUUCCUUUAUGUGCUUACUAUUGGAAUUAUUAUUUUAUGCAAUUUUUAAUAACUUUGGACUAUGUGUGUGCAUGUUUAUGUAUAUACAAAUAAAAAUGUGGUAUAGCAGGAAAAAGUAUAUGGAUCCUUUGGAAUGACCUUGUUUCUAUUGGGAUUCAUUAUAAAGUGUCAUCUGAUCAUCUUCUUUGCCAGAAGCGCAAUGUGCUUCAAUCAGCAAUACAAAACUGUGUGUCUGAAAGAAGAGCUUCCUGUAGCUGCAGGUCAAACUUGCACUGAAUUACGGAAAACUCUUUCCCUGCAUUUUUUUUGUUGUUGUUAUUUUAAAAACUGGGCUGAUACAAAAUGCAAAUAUCUCCAAAGGGUUCCAUUGCUGUUUCUUGCCCUUGAGUAUACAUUUUAAUCUGGUGGUGCCUUACUUCCAGAUUGAGCCUUCUGUACUAAACUUGUUUUGCCAUUCCUUACUUGCGUGUGUGUGUGUGUGCGUGCGUGCGUGCGUGCGUCCCUUUGAGACAUUAAAAACACUCGAUAGUGGGUUCUAAGCAGAUUUGCACCUUACAUUUGUGCACUGUGGAAGAUGUUAAACUAUUUGGUGAGAUGCGAGGUACGUCCGAAUUUUUUCAAUUCAUUUAACAUUGAUGCCAUACUCUGUGUGUGUGUGUGUGUGUGUGUGUGUGCGCGUGCGUGCGUCUUUGAUCUUUCAGUCGCUCAUGGAUGGUUUUCUAGGGUCUGGUUCUACUACCAUAGACCUUGGAUCUGUAGCAAAGAUUUCUUGAAGCUUGACUGAUUUUUCACAAAUUCUGGAUAUAAUGUUUUGUCAGGGUAGAAAACAUGGCUAAAACAGCACCGGCCUUUUGAAAGAAUUCUAGAAACAUUUUGUUCAGUAUAGGGGUUAACAGUGUAGACCUGUAGAGCUCAGGUGCUGUUGAUUGUUACUAUAUACAUAGAAGUGACUGACCUUUCUGCUAGUUUAUCCCGUUGUUCUCUUUUUUUUCCCCCCAAACUGGCAAGUCAAAUUGAAACAUGCCUUACUGUGAGACAAAAUACAGUGUGGUUUCUCCAAAAAAAAAAAGAAUAUAAGGACAGAACUAUAAUUCAAUAUGAAACUGAGGAUGAAAAGAUGCAAAAGGAUUUCCAAAUUGACGUCACAAGCUGAUAAACUGUUAUUUGACAUAUCUUUUAUUACUUCACAUCACACAUUCACCAUAAAGACUCUGACAUGAUGGAAUGGAGAUUUGAUAGUCUAAGAGAGGGAAUUUUAUUUGGCACCCCACAGUUAGACAUCUUACAGUGUUACUGUUUAAAGGGACCUUAACACAAGACUAAACACCUGUUAGUGUUAAUAAUGUUUGAGACCUUUGUCGACAUCAAGAUUAGAGUGCACUGAUUUCUAUAGCCUUUCUGCUGUGAUUGGUUAUUAUGCCUUCAGGCAUGUGUGAUUGAGUAUGUGUGAUAAAUUCAGAGAAAAGGACUAUAGAAAUUCAACCAAUAUAGAGGUCCUUGCAUGACGUCUAGCAAAAGGCCAACAGCACACCUAACAGGGGUUCUUUUUUCCCGACAAAUUCUGAUUGGUCGAAGAAUUGGCUUUUACAGAAAGACUGCCACUACAGACUUUACCAUAAAGGGGAAGAAAUCCAGAAAGUAUCAAAGCUAAAAAAAAAUACUAAUGAGAUGCAUAGACAUUUAUAUGAACAAAUUAUAUAUAUCCAAAUAUAGACAAUUUUGAGGGGUUUUUUUUAGGUUGUUAUUUUUUCCCCACUCAGUCUCUAAACAAAACUCCAGACUCGUGGUUUGUACUUGUACUUUGACUUUUGAUACUUUGUACUUCUGCUCCAAACUUUAGGUUGCAGCUUUUUAAGUCUCACCUACUUAGCUGCUAUUACCAGGCCAAGGAGGUGAGACUAUGUUGUUAUCUUUUGCAUCUCUGCAGGCUUAAUUCAGAAACAUUGAGUACUGAAAGAGCUAGAGAUUUUUGUUGAAUUCUUUUUAAAGAUUGGUGUAACUUAUGUGACCAUACAAUGCCUUUAGAUAAACAAAAACAUCCAUCAUGUCUAAAAGGACCUGUGGAAACACCAGUUGGAACAAUAGACCGUAUAGAUGAUAUGGAAUUGAGACAGAUCACAUUACUACCUUGUCAAUCACUCUAACAUUUUGACUCUAAUGGAGACCGUAAUUUCUUUUUAUAGGACUUGAAACCAUAAAAGGAGACCAUAAAGUCAUCAGGAAAAGCAAGAUUUAAUAUAAAGUUGUGCAAUCAGAUCUGUGACACAGAAAUGGGACAUGUUUCUAUUGUUGCUGUUCCUAGUGUUCCUUAAGUAAGUUCUAAUAUACAUGCUGUGAUGCUUCUACGAGUAGGUCUGCUUUUCAUAAGUCAUGUAAACUUAAGACUUAUGAAAAGCAGACCUACUUAAACUUAAGAGCAUACAGUAAGCAGCACAGCACAGAGCACUGUGGUUAAGUAGAGGGUCUGCUCCCUGCACUGUUCCCAGUGUGUCGUCUAAUCCUUGCAACUGGAAAUCAGAUUGGCACUGAAAGGGUGAAUGUGGUGAAAUGUUGUUUCUAAUAUUGUUUAACUGCAGUUGCCCUGUAGUUAAACAAGAUUAGAUUGAACAAAUCCCAAGCAUUUGUUUGUGCUUCAGAAGCACCUUUAAGAACCUUAUUUCCCACCUCUUUGAAUUAUGAUGGCAUUCCUGUGUGUGUGUGUGUGUGUGUGUGUGUGUGUGUGUGUGUGUGUGUGUGUGUCCCCGUAUGAGUUCAACGCAGUAUGUCACCUGUAGACCAUGAAAAACAUCCAGUCUGCACUGUAGUAUUCAUUAUCCAGUAUGCUGACAGUCUAAAAUACAUUUGAAAUGUCUGUCAGUCAUUGUUGCAUGUGUGUAAACAUGUGAGAAAGGUCAGAAGUGGCUUCUAAAUAAUCCCUGUGUUGAUGAUAAAAUAUUAAUGAUAACAAGGAAGGACAGGAAGAGUCAGUCUUAUAAUGGAAAGCUUUCACUGCAUAAUUAAAUAAAUGGAACUAGAUGAAACAAAGCAGUGGGAUAUAAAACAACAUCUUAUUCUUCAUUGUAGGACCUAUUAUCUCAUUCAUAGAGGAAAUUAACUCAAAGGGAGCAAAUACAGUUUUGUGAGGUGAUGGAAAGUGAAUUGGCAAUGGCCAAACUUAUGAGGUGAAUUGUCAGAAAAUCAAAAUGAAUCAGUGAAAGCACAAACGGGUACAGGUUCAUCUUAUGUUUAUAUGACAAUCACAGUUGAGAUGAAAGAGUUCCAAAAAGGCCCAGCAAUCUUUAGUUUGGGAAUGGCUGCUAUAUUGUAUAAGGUAGAUUUUAAAAUCUAAAUCUAACCCUUAAAGGAUAAUUCUAGUUAAUUUCAACCUAGCUUACAUCCCAGUAAUUUGGCUCAAUGGCUCAUGCUAACUUUACCUUGUCAACUCCAUUGUAGAGGUGGCAGUGUGAGAAGUUGCACAAGAAGUCAGCAAAGUUGUUUCUUUACAUUGUGUUGAUGACUAUAACCGAUUUUUAGAAACUGUUUUAAAUUACAGACAUUUAACUCAUUUUAAAUGUCUCCUUUCAAUUUUUCAGAUGCACGGGUGCCAACUUAACCUGAGAAUUCAUGGCCCAUUAAGCCAUUUCAAUAGGAAACACACCAUGUUAAUCAUUACAUAAUCAACCUAGUGUAUUUCCCACAUUGGUGUGCAGGGUUGCUUAGGAGUCGGCGCUGUCAGCUGUGACACAGUGUGUUUCUUUGUGUUUCAGAUCCAUGUAUGUUAGAUUCAGUCUGUGCACAUGUAUGCGUUAUUAUUCAAGUGUAUUGCCAUAUUCCAGCAGAAUCCCAGAUUCCCUGAUAAUGGGAUUGUGAGUAAAUAUUUUUUUCAGCAGUUUGCUCAUUUUUUGUUCUAAAAAAGUUGAUUUCUAUCAAAAGAUUGAAUGUAAAAAGAUAAUCCUGAUUUUGUGCGACUUGGGCAGUUUGCUGAUGUUAAGAAUGAUGUAUUACUAAAUGACUACUUGGAGUAUAAAUCUAGGAAAUAUUUUAUAGGUAAUCAGUCUUAGUUUCCAGGUACAAUACUGUUACCAGACGAGUUAUUGAGAAUUAAAUAGUUCUCGCUCUCUCUCGCUCGCUCGCUCACUCUGUUACAUUUGUAUAGAACUUCUAAAGUUAUUUUUGAUGGUUUGUUUUUUCUGGAAUGCUGCCAGUAUUGGGUAUAUUGGGACUCCAUUGAAUUUAACACUUUCAAUAAUUUCUUAAGAAAUAAAGUCAAUCCUGUUCUGAACAUGUUAA
This is a messenger RNA of Maylandia zebra (zebra mbuna), 6842 nucleotides long. RefSeq names its product cyclin and CBS domain divalent metal cation transport mediator 3 (gene cnnm3). Gene Ontology annotation, biological process: magnesium ion homeostasis; transport. Gene Ontology annotation, cellular component: plasma membrane. The record is from RefSeq and is a predicted model, not a curated record. Lineage: Eukaryota; Metazoa; Chordata; Actinopteri; Cichliformes; Cichlidae. Gene Ontology annotation, molecular function: transmembrane transporter activity.